AAUAAGAUCGACACAAUUACGCAAGGCGGCGAUGUAAUGACAACAUGAAAUAUCCAGUUGUGAACAGUGCGCUUAAAUUAAGAAGAAAAUGAUGGACAAGGAAAAAGACUCUCAGUGCGUUAAUUAUAAUUUGUGUAAUUCGACUUAAAGGAUUCUUGAUACAAACAGACGAGAAGCUUGACGAGUUGAACGUCUAUCCAAGGAACGUGGAGAAGGACCCUAGAAAAGUUGAGCGGACCACAGUGACGACCUACAGACAGAUUUUCGGUGCAUGCUGCCGUUUGACGAGCCAAAAGUAGUGAUACAGCAUAUGUGUUCAGCGUUUAUGUUGCGGUACAAACGUAUCGUCAAUAUUUAGUCCGUGGAUUCUACCCUCUUUUAAAAAUGGCGACUGCUUCCAUUUGCCCGGCUUCAUUCGGUCAAGAAGAAAUCAACUACACAAAGAUGCAAAUGAUCAUUCAAAAAGUAUGCCACAAGGUAUUGGUAGAAUAUUUGCUCAAAUAUAUAAAGGACAAACAUCCCGGCGAUAGCGUCGACGUUUUCCUCUCAAACAACGAAAAUACCGUAAACGGAGGUCGUGAUAGCUAUCUUUAUGAGAAGCGAUACUUUCCAAAGGAUACAAACAAACAGCCUGUCAGCACAAACGUUCACAAAUGGGACAUACAAAUGCUUUACUUUGUGUUGACAAGAUGUUGCAAUUUAAAGCAUCUGGAAAUGGACCUAACGUUUAUCAAAGAUAAAAGAAAUUAUCUAUGCCAUCUUGGUGAACCAAAAGUUCCAGAUGGAAAAUUCACAUCGUUUAAACAAGAUAUAGAUCCUAUUCUGGGACGAAGUUUCAAAUGUUUCGGGGACAAAUUUGAGAAAGAAAUAACAGAAGAUAUGGCAAUAAUUGAUAGCCAUCUAACAGAACAACUGAUAGAUGCUUAUCAGGCUCUACAUAGGGAGCACUUUGUUGCGGAGCAAAUCAAGUGUUUAUGCGAAGAAUAUAAACGUACCAGUGCGAAACACACAGACUACUUUAUGCAACUAGUGUGUGGUCAGACAAAGAUACAUGACCUGUUUUUUGCUUUUGCUAAAACAACAUUGGCUCCGCCAGAUGAUUCAAUGCGGACCGCGAGUUUGGACUCGUUCCCACACACGGACACUGCCUUUCAUGAAGCAAGCACUGGUAAACGAAAGACAGGAACAUCGAAUGUGGAUCCUUGUGCACUUAUAACAAACGAACAUGCUGAUGAAAGCAAAAAGCAAAUCGUGGAGGAAGUUCAACAAACCUUUGGCGGUAUGGCUGAGAGUAUGGAGACAAGACGCGAGAACUGGCUGAGAGUGGUCUCGGGACUCCUUUACGUGAAAGAAGGACUUCAGGAAUACGUGGAUACAAAAGGCAAACAACAGUACACAUCGUUCAUGAACAAGGUCAAUGAAAUUUGUAAUAACCAGACAUGUGAUCAAUGUCAGUUCAACAGUAGAUGCGCUAGUGGCAUGACCAAAGUGAAAAGAUCAUCCCGAUUCAGGCCAGGCCAUUUCUGUGAUGAAAUGAACAAAGCAAUCCUAAAUAAUCAUGUUCGACACUAUCCAUUCUGGAUGAACACAGAUUCAACGAAAUGGCAUGAUCAAAACGUCGGUUACUGGGAGGUGGCCAAGUGUUAUCUUAGUUCACCUGGCUACUUGGACAGAAUGGGGCCAAAUCAGGUGGACGUUUCAGGACUGUUAAGCAUCUGUAUAAACAGUUCGUUUAUUAACCAACAUAUAAAAAGUGUGCAGCUUUUUGAAGAGGUACAAUGUAUAAGAAACAAGACCCUGCAUGAAGCCUUCUUUGAGCUGGACGGACAGACAGCAGACGACUACCUAGACAAGAUGAUUACCUUACUGGAGGACCCAAAGGAGCUCAUACAUAACACCUUUGCUAAGCAAGCCGCUGUUCAUUUAACACAGAUUAAAGUCAAAACUGCAAAAACUACGCCUUUUAUGACGGAAGCUCUACACAAACGGCAGCGUAAAAACUUUGACGAUGACACAUCUCUCAAAGAGAUCGAGGGUCUGAAGUACGACAACCUACUCAAAGAACUAAAAGGAUUUAUAAUCGACGUUGUACAUCAACAGCUGAACCAGUAACAACGCGGCCAUAUAUCCAUUGCUUUCGGACAAGUGCGAGAGACUGGACAAGUUGAACGUUCCUCAAAAGAUUUCGAAAUAACGCGUAUAAAUUUUACACAAACAUAACUUUAAAAAUUGGCAAGUGUUUAAACAUAAUUUUCAUUGUGAUUUAUAUACCAACUGCAUCAUCGAAAUGGUGUCAUGGAACCAUAUAUUUACACUAUAUGAAUACAAAUAAAUAUAUUAAAUAAGAUUAUUGAAUAUAUUAUAAUGUUAUUAAUUAGGUGAUUUCAUAUUGGCCCAGUUAUUUGUCCGAGGUUACCUGUUUGUGUCUGAGCCUGGAGGGCGAAAGGAAAUACUUGUGACCGAUAAAUGGCCAUAUAUUGUACGCAAAAUGAAGUUAUAAUACUAAAGUGUUUGUAUAUGUUUGCUAGUUUAGUUACGUUAUGCAAUAUAUGAAUGUAAUUCAUAACAUGUUUUAGUGUAUUGUGUGCUUACAUGUAAAACAUUUAUGGUACAAUGAAAUAUCAGUUGAAUCAACUUGCACUAUAUUCAAGAUAGAGUUAUGCCACUUGGUCAAUCAAAUAGGUUUGUUUAUGUCUUAAGAACACUUGGCUUAAGUUGCAAUACAAUACAUGAAGUAAUUUGCUAAACUAUGGACUUCAAUGUACUUACUCGCAAAAACCGACGCUUAUGUCUACGCCAGUUUGAGGAGUAUAGCUUUCCUCUAUCCUUAAAAAGUCGACCUCAAAUUGCAUUUUUACUAUGCACGUAUAGUUUAAAUAUAAUCAUUCUUCAAAACAAGAACAAUUAUUUUCUAUUAUAUUUUGAGCCCGCAGCAUUUACUUGACUACUUUAAUUCAUUUAGAAAAAUAAUUGGUAACUAAAAUUUGCUUACGAUAUUUUUUAUCAUGUGUACUAUUUGUCAAGCUUUCCAUGCGGACUACAUGUUGUUGUUUUUUAAUGUUGAGUGAUGUGGUAUAGCUAAAACUAACAAGAUUGUAAAAAAACACAAGGUUUCCUUUGUUAUCAAAAUUGGCUUAGAAGUUUUAAAAUGCCUGAUAUGUAUGUAACAUAUGCCGAAAUCAAUGUAAAUAUGAAUAUAUGUUUUGUGUGAAUUAUAACUGAUACUAACAUUCUUGCUAAGUUGUUGAAACGUAUUGUCGAUGAAAACACGUGUUUACUUGUUAAAGAAAUAAAUAUUUACACUAAUUAUUAACUAUUAUUUAUGAUUCACUUGAUGUUCUUUGCUUUUAAUAUAGGAGGUAAAGAUACACUUUGUUAAGGUUUUUCUUCCGCGUGUCAGACCAAUGAAUAUCUCAUAAAAGUAGGGUUAUACAGAAAAUAUGUAUUACACUUGUUAUGAGACAAAAUCAUGACGAUUCCUGCAUAUAUUAUUAAGCGGCUCAAUUUCAAUUUAUUUAAUACAUUUGAGCCAACAAUGGAAUGCCUACGAGAAUCCAUGACACCCCACAUUGCUCUUGAAAUGACCGCUGCUUUGAUAUAUUUACAAUGUGGCCUUCUAUAUCCUUCUCAAAUUAAAGGUGAUUGACGUGUUUGCUUUUAGUGUUGGUAAAGGAAACCAUUUUGCAUAAAUAUUAAAACAAAAAUGAUUUUUAAAUAAAGAUUAUUCAAUUUUAGUCAUUUAUCGCAUAUGUGAACCUCAACAUGUAUUAUAGUAAUUAGCAUGGCAAAAGUGUACAAUAUUUACAGAUACGUUUGCAUAUUAUUUUUUUUAUUUUUUUUUUUGUUUAUUGACAUUUGUUUGUAUUCCAUACACUAACCUUACAAUCAGAUCGCACAUUUAUAUAUGCCCGCGCUUAUGAGUAUGAUACAUUAAUUGUAUGUUUUAUAUAAUUCCUUUUCUUUCUCACUGUAGCUCAAUAAAAUACCAUACCGUACAUGUAUUUGCACAGUUUAACAUACAAACCAAUAUUGAAACAGUGAAUAAUAAGAACGCUUAACUUAUGAACAGCUGUUAAGUUUUUUCUUUUUAAAUUUGAAAUGUUUUGUUGUCGUAAUUGUAUUUGUUUUGAAAUAAAUGCCGUUUGAAAUUUA
Molecule: messenger RNA, 4152 nt
Organism: Mya arenaria
Lineage: Eukaryota; Metazoa; Mollusca; Bivalvia; Myida; Myidae
Exons: 10
Coding region: 385-2112 (575 amino acids)
Source: RefSeq, a predicted model, not a curated record